AUGGCUAGUGUAAAGAAUGUUGGUGAUGAGUUUUAUGGGGAUAGUUGCUCUCAACCUUUUGAAUCCUUAGAAACUUUGUAUUUUGAGAAUAUGGAAGAAUGGGAGAGCUGGAGCCCUAAUGGGGAGUUCCCACACUUGCGUGAGCUUACUAUUAGAAAUUGUCCCAAGCUGUUGGAGAAUUUACCAAACCACCUUCCCUCACUACAAAGUGUUGUUAUAGAAAGAUGUGAGCAGUUGGUGGUUUCAAUUUCAAGCUUUCCGGAGCUUUGCAAAGUAGAAUUUGAGAAUUCAAGAGGGGUGGUGCGCAAAAGUAAGGUGGACUUCACCUCACUAAACUCUAAGUCUCUUUCAAGAAUUUCGGGCUUUACAUGUCCAAGAGUAGGGUUUAUGAAUGUAAAAUCUCUAAGGAUUACAAAUUGUGAGGAGCUAACGCCUUUCUGGUCAAAUGAAGUGGGAUUACUAAAACCCCUCCCCUGUCUUAGUUAUGUGGAGGUUGAUAACUGUCAAAAACUAGUUUCUUUGGUGGCAGAAGAAGUAAAAGAGCAGCAACAACAGGGUAUGUCAUCCACACGCAAUGACACGAAAUCUUUACCCAAGGCAUUGAUGUACAACAACAAAUGUCUUGAGCAUAUUCUUAUUAAUAAAUGUGAUUCGCUGACACACAUUGCAACAGGCCAACUACCUCCAACUCUAAAACGGCUACAGAUAUGGAAUUGCGAGAAUAUUAUACAAAUUUUGUUGGACAAGAAUGAUACCAACAGUUGCAGUAGCAACACAUCUCUUCUUGAGUACUUGGAAAUUUAUGGUUGUCCAUCCCUCAAAUUCUUAACAUCCAGCAGAGAAUUUCUUGCAACACUUAAACACGUCGAUAUUGAGAAUUGUGGAAUGCUGGAGUCAGUGGCGAAAAGCUUCCAUCGGAACUCUCCUCUCGAAAUAAUUUAUAUUGAGCAUUGUAUAAACCUUGAAUCCUUACUGGACGAAGGAUUGCUCCCAUGCAACCUUAGAGUGCUGAGGAUUUCUGAUUGUGAGAAAAUGCGGGCCCUACCGAACUGCAUACACAGCUUCACCUCUCUUCGAGAAUUGGAGAUAGUAAAAUGUCCAGGUGUGGCAUCCUUUCCGGGAGAAGGCUUUCCCACCAACUUAACAUCACUUGAUAUCAGAGAUUGCAACAUCAAUGAGGCCUUGCUUGAGUGGGGGUUGCAAAAGCUUACCUCUCUUCAACGUCUUCAAUUUGGAGAAUGUCCGCAUCUGGUGUCAUUUCCAGAAAUGACGUUGUCUACCUCUCUAGCCAGCCUCCACAUCAGUAACUUGCCGGAUUUGAAAUACUUAUCUUCCAAAGGCUUUCGAUACCUCUCAUCUCUUAAAACACUAAGAAUUGGUUGGUGCAAAAAGUUGAUGUCCUUUCCAGAUGAUGGUCUGCCUCCCUCACUCUUGCAUCUUCGCAUCUUUUGCUGUGAAAUGUUCACAUCCUUUCCAAAGGAUGGUCUGCCUCCCUUGCUCCAGCAACUUCAUAUUGCAAACUGUCCUCUGCUGAAAGAACACUGCAAGAAAGAUCAAGGACGAGAGUGGUCCAAGAUAGCCCACAUCCCUCGCGUUGAAAUUGAUGAUAGGUUCAUCUAUGACCCAGAACCGGAAGAGCAGAAUCAGCCCAUGGAUCAAUACCGCCUAGAGAUUUUGUUUUAUUAUGCCUAA
Molecule: messenger RNA, 1692 nt
Organism: Alnus glutinosa
Lineage: Eukaryota; Viridiplantae; Streptophyta; Magnoliopsida; Fagales; Betulaceae
Product: putative disease resistance protein At3g14460
Exons: 1
Coding region: 1-1692 (563 amino acids)
Source: RefSeq, a predicted model, not a curated record